AUGAGUUUGGAUUCAUCAGAACGGGCUUCCAACCGCCGAAGUUCCUCACAAACAAAACAGGGCCGUCAGCCACUUCCACCUCAUGCCCAGGAGAGAGACGGAGUUCUGACGAUUCCUCGUACUGCCAAAUCUGACGAGGGUCAUUAUGUCUGUACUGCUUUCGAUCCUGAGACCAGAACCCCAACAGACGCUCCUCCUGCACACAUUGCCGUUCGGCCAGCGAAGCUUCAGCCGCAAGUCGAUCCCAUCGAGCAGUCAAUUCCUGAGGGUUCUCCAUUCCGCAUUCGUUGUUGGGUACCCGGAAACCCCAAUGUACACCUUUCGUGGAGAAAGACUCAAGGAGAAAUCAACGAGGAUUCCGUCCAAGAUCGAGGCAUUUUGACUGUCAAUCGCGCUCAACUCUCCGACGAAGGCGACUAUAUCUGUUCGGCUGAAGAUCCACGAACAGGAGAAGAGGCAGAGGCUCCCCCAGCCACUGUACAUGUCACGCCACGAGCAAGACCACCUGAUGUCGGUGAUGUUGAGCGAGGACCACAAAUAACUCCACCUGAGCAGAGGGUACCUGAAGGCGAUCCGGCAAGUAUCCGUUGUUGGGUCGAAGGCGAUCCGCAAGCCCGUCUCUCUUUCAAGCGUGCAGAUGGUGCACCAAUACCGUUCGGUGCUACUGAUCUGGACGGAGUUUUGGCCAUCAGCAGCACGCUGAAGAGCGAUGAAGGCGAUUACAUCUCUGGUGAACCACCUCGUCCGGUGGCCACCCCACCUGUUCUGACCGUGAAACGAGGCCAACCUGCACAAUUCCACUGUGAUGCCAAUUCGCCGACGCCUGCUCAAAUCAAAUGGGGUCACGGUGAUGCCGAUUCUGACCUGCCUGAAGGUGUCAGUCACGUCGUCGACGACAUCGUGAUUGACAUCGCCGACGAUAGCCAUGAAGGCGAAUAUGUCUGCUCAGCAACCAACGAAUUUGGCACAGGAGUCGCGGAACCCGUUCAACUUGUCGUCACUGACGAUGAACACGCGUCCAACGCGAGAGUAGAACCAAGGGUCUGGAACGGAAAGCCUGGAGACAAGCACCAGUUCAAGUGCCACGUUACGGGAGUUCCUACUCCAAAGGCUUCUGACUAUGGCUCAGUCAAUAAUGUGGACCUUCACUACCCGGUUAAAACCUACUCCCGCUGCCGUCCACGGACUCAUCCUACAGGGGGGAAGGCUGUAGGACCCUGGACAGGAGGUGGAGACCUUCCCGACGACUACAAACCCGUCACGAUCUCAGAACAGUUCAUUCGACAUCCUGCCAUUGGACUCGGCAACGCUGGCGCUUACACGUGCAAGGGAUCUAAUAGUCACGCUACCGCCACAAAGAACAUUUACGUCGAGGGUGGACGACCAGCUUCCGACCGACGUAGAGGAGCACAACGAACCCGGACCUCUGCACUUCCUACUCUUCAAAGUGAUCCACCACUGAUGGACACGAGAACGAAGUCAAAGCGUAACAAAGUUUUACUGACUAAAGAGACAUCGGCGGUCGAGAUCGAGCCGCCUCGUGUGCGAAUUGUAUCGCAAGGAGAGUCCAUCGUGCUCAAGUGUGGUGUCGAAGAUCCAAAAUCGCGUGUAAUUUGGUGGCGUACUGAAAAUCUCAUUGAUGCCUUAAUGGUCGGAUCAACACAAUUCCUUCAUCUACACAGUGUUGAUGUGUGUGAACGUGGAAUCUACUAUUGCACCGAUGAAUCCACUAACUACGGCUAUCCUCAUUCGGUUAACACUCUCGUCGUUCUCCAGCACUCACUACUCGGUGCUAAGAAUGGUGCACACUUCGAAUGGGCACUAUUACGAGGAGGAAACAUCGUACGAAAACUUGGCAAUGAAGCAACACUUCACAUAAAAGGCGCCGAUCCAUCGAACGAUUACGGAGUGUACAGAUGUAACGUCGAAGACGAUAAUGGCGUCGUCAUUGGAAGCGCCUAUACCGCCGUCAGCGUCGGCUACAGUGGACAGAGCAGUGGGCUAUAG
Messenger RNA from Cooperia oncophora, 2007 nucleotides. The record is from the annotation of a GenBank genome assembly. NCBI's taxonomy places the organism in Eukaryota, Metazoa, Nematoda, Chromadorea, Rhabditida, Trichostrongylidae.